Molecule: messenger RNA, 1318 nt
Organism: Rubroshorea leprosula
Lineage: Eukaryota; Viridiplantae; Streptophyta; Magnoliopsida; Malvales; Dipterocarpaceae
Source: the annotation of a GenBank genome assembly
ACCGCACUCACCUCUUUCAAAAUUAACUUCCUCCAUCCUCUGUUUGCCGAUCUCAUAACUGGGUUUCAAGAAAUGAGUCUGUGCGGUGGGAGUGUUUCUGCGGCAGACUUCACCUGCCAAACCAACUCAAUUCCCAUGCCCGCAGGACAACAGAGUUUGAAAUUUUCAUUUUUACAAGCAAGCAAAAGCACGAAUGGGAGGAACGUCGCCCGUGGUCCUUUGCAGGUAAUGUGUAUGGAUUACCCAAGACCAGAGCUUGACAACACUGUUAAUUUCUUGGAAGCUACUACUCUAUCUUCAUCUUUCUGUCCUUCCCCUCUACCGGCAAAGCCACUCAAAGUUGUAAUUGCGGGGGCAGCUUUAGCUGGUUUGUCCACUGCAAAAUAUUUGGCAGAUGCACGUCACGACCCUCUGUUGCUAGAAGCAAGAGAUGCUCUAGGUGGAAAGGUGGCUGCAUGGAAAGAUGAGGAUGGAGAUUGGUAUGAGACAGGACUACAUAUAUUCUUUGGUUCUUUCCCAAAUAUUCAGAACCUGUUUGGAGAACUUGUCAUCAAUGAUUGCCUGCAGUGGAAAGAGCAUUCUAUGAUAUUUGCAAUGCCAAAUGAACUAGGAGAGUUUAGCUGGUUUGAUUACCCAGAAGUUCUACCUGCACCUUUCAAUGGAAUAUGGGCCAUAUUGAAGAAUAAUGAAAUGCUGACUUGGCCAGAGGAAGUGAAAUUCGCAGUUGGGCUCCUGCCAGCAAUGAUUGGUGGGAAGGCUUAUGUUGAGGCUCAAGAUGGUUUAAGAGUUAUGAAGAAUUGAUUUUCCUCUAUUAUUUUUCCGUGGUUUUGCACUUCUAUUCCUUUGUUUUCUCCCUUGUUCUUCCUUUUUAUUCUUUAUUUAUUUUAGCAGAUCAGCAAAUAUAUCAUGAUGUCUAUUGGUUUGACAGAAAACUGAAGAACAUAUAUGAUCAUUUACUCUUCAGUAGGUUGUGCUUUGCUAGACGCACUAUGAAGUUUCUAUUUUCCAUAACAGUUUUUGUCAAUAGAACUUAAUUUAAUUAAAAACCAACAAGAUGGUGGACCUUAUUGGAAACAUUAAUUUUGGGGUAAGGUCAUACUUCAAACCUCUGCAAUAGCUAAGCACACUAAUUUCUCAUCUGUCAAUAAUUUAAUAUAAUAAAAUUCGAACAUCACUACAAGGUAUGUUAAUGAAAUUCUGGUUAUGCAUUUCCAUAUACCCAAAAACUGAAAUAAUCCCAUCUCUACCAUGAUUUUGGUGUUAAAUUGACAAGACCUUUUGUCUGCCAGAAUCAUUGGAAUGAAAAUUCACAUUUGCA